This is a messenger RNA of Durio zibethinus, 885 nucleotides long. RefSeq names its product hexokinase-1 protein. Lineage: Eukaryota; Viridiplantae; Streptophyta; Magnoliopsida; Malvales; Malvaceae. The record is from RefSeq and is a predicted model, not a curated record.
GCCGAAGUGAAAAGUGGGCUAGAAUUAAAAAGGGUUCAUCAUCCUCUUAGGGUUUUGACCGGAGAGCGUAAGAGGUGAAGUGUUGCAGAGAGAAGAGGCGUCAGUGCCUAGGAGAGCGUAAGAUGAGUGAGACAAGGCCAGUGCCUAGGAGAGAGAGUCCAUGGGGAAUCUCGGAAGGAAACCAUCGACAGCCCAAGGCUCAUCGUUGCAACGAUCGAGCUGAAGAUGUUAUCCAAGCUUGUUUUGAAGGAAACCCAUUUAAGACAGUUCCAGGACCUUUUAAGCUCUUUUGGCAAUGCAUGCGCUCUAAACCUGGGGAGGAACCAACAGAACCAUAUACUUAUUUGCAGCUGGAUCCACCGAGGAGAGAGGUAGAGGUGAAGCUUGACUGAAAUACCCUUUAUUGCAUUUUCUUUUAGAUUUGGAUCGUUGCUGGCACCACAGGUCACUUUCUGCUUCAUGUCAUCAAUAAGAAAUGUAAAGAUUCUGAAUGCUACUGAUAUAAGGGUCUUUUUUGUUUAGCAGUAAGUAUGACCAACAAUUUUCAGAAGUAUGCCACCUAUUUAUCUAUUUAACAUGCUGGGUUUUAAUCAUGUGCAUUGUACAGUUCUUUAUUGCAUGGUAUUCUUUUUGCUACUGGAAAACUGUCCUGUCUCAAUUUCUUAAUCCAUGAAUGGGAGAGGAUUUACCCUGUGACAUAUACAUGAUAAUAUGUGUAUCCGUAUCUGUUUAUUUUGUAUCUAACAAGUGUAAAACACCAAAAAUGUCUUACCACAAUUCAUGUCAAUGUGUAACAUAAAACAUAUUUUUUAUCGUGUGACCGUGUUGUGUUUAAAAUUGUUAGAUUUACUGAGGCAAAGGAAACACAUGAAUUCGUAUAGUGAU